UAGCAAAAAACCUCAUUGUAACUGUAAAAUGCGCCAAUCUGACAAUGAUUUUUCGCGCGCUUUCCCCCACCUUUUUUUCUCUUUCUCGUAAAAGGUUCUCUCCUAUAAGUAUAGACCGCUCGAGCACCCAUCGGGGUACCACCCAAAAUCUGGUUCAUCUCUACAGUUCGUAAGCAGAGUUAACUUUUCUUCGUCGACAUCAGUGAUCAGUCUGAUCGAUUCUGCGAUUCUUAUAUUGUAACUUUACAAUAUGGAAGCCGAAAAACAGAGUGCACUCAUCAUCUUGGUCAUUUGGAGGGGCAAAAAGCUGAAUGUUGAGAUGGAAUCAAGUGACACUUUUAAGGAGUUUGGGCACAAACUACAGAAGCUGACUAAUGUCAAAGCUGAUACUAUGAGAUUUCUCGUUCCACGAUCGAUGGAUGAAGGUUCAAAGCUGUUCACUCCUUUCUCUGAUGAGCACUCCAGUUUGAGCCUACAAGAAGCUUCCAUUCAUGAGAGAAAACCUGUUAGAAUGAUGGGAGUGUUUGAGGAAGAAAUUGAAGAGAUUAAACAAAAUGCAAAAGAAGACCUGAGAAUAGUUGGAUUUGAUGAAGGGGAAAAGAGAGUAAGGCAGAAGAUAUUGGAUAGGCCCCAGACAUCCCUCAGACUUCCUCAAGGAACCUACACCUUUUGUGAUUUUUACACACUUCAAAUUCCAGGAAUAGAGUUGAACCCUCCAGCUACUGAGGCUUUGAGGAGGAUGCACAUGCUUGCUGCUGAUCCAGGAAUCAUUGCUAUUAUGAACAAGCAUCAUUGGCGGGUAGGAAUUAUGACAGAGAUGGCGCCUGAGGGAUAUGUUGGAAUCAGUCCCAAAUGCAUUCUUGGAUAUAACAAGAAUCGUGGAGAGGAGAUAUCUCUUCGCCUUCGAACUGAUGAUCUCAAGGGUUUCAGGAAAUAUGAGAAUAUCAAGAAAACUCUGUUGCAUGAACUAGCUAACAUGGAAUUCUCCGAUCAUGAUACCAACUUUUUUGCACUAAACAAACAUCUCAAUGAAGAAGCUGCUAGUUUAGACUGGACAAGAUCAAGAAUCUGCACCUUGAGUGCUGCUAGGCCUUCGGAACGUCAUGAAGAGGAAAUCUAUGUUGGAAGCAGUGGUAGCACUUCUCAAAAGCUUGGGGGCAAAAAGCCAGGUCAGCUGGCUAGUGCUCGUGCAUCUUCAGUUGCUGCUGCUUACCACCGUUUAGCAAUUGCAUCCACUAAUUGUUCAGGAGGAUUUGGAGACCAUGUAGAACCUGACCCCGAUGAUUCUGGAUUGAUAGUGCAUGAACCAGAUCCUGAUGAUUCAGUGGAGGAAAGUAUGCAGGUUGACGAACCAAAGGAAGCUGGCUGCAACCCUUAUUUUGAGCCUGAUCCUGGUGAUUCUCAGCGUGGUGAAGCCAUUGUAUCUGAAUCCUUUCAAGGAAAAAAAACAUACAGGAUCACUUCUGAGCCUGAUCCAGAUGAUUGUGAAGUGGUAAAUUAUGCACCUAAUAUAGGAACUGGGAGAAAGUUGGUGGGCUCCAACACCUGUGAAGAACCUGAUUCUGAUGAUUCUGUGGUAAAUGGGACUACUAAAAAACGUGGAGUCACAGUUGAGCUGCGUAUGGAUGAUGCUGAAGGAAAUGGAACUCUGAACAGUGAGGGUCAGCUUAUGAAUUCCUUUGAAGAACCUGAUCCAGAUGAUUGUGAGAUUAAACAGAACAUCUUGGAAUAUGGAAAUAGUGAUGAACCUGAUCCAGAUGAUUCGGUCAAACUAAACAAGACUGCUGAGGAACCUGACCCUGAUGAUUCGGGAACCCCUUGGGAACAUGGAAGCAGAAGUGGGCCUGAUCCCAUUGAUUCUCGAGGCAAUGGAGUUAUGCAGUUUGAGCCUCAUCCUGAUGACACUAUGAAGAUAUCCAUAGGAAGUUCUAGAAUGCAAGUUGAUGAACCUGAUCCAGAUGAUUCGGUCAAACUAAACAAGACUGCUGAGGAACCUGACCCUGAUGAUUUGGGAAGCCCUUUGGAACAUGAAAGCAGAAGUGGGCCUGAUCCCAUUGAUUCUCGAGGCAAUGGAGUUAUGCAGUCUGAGCCUCGUUCUGAUGACACUAUGAAGAUAUCCAUGGGAAGUUCUAGAAUGCAAGUUGAUGAACCUGAUCCAGAUGAUUCGGGGGUUAAACGGAACAUCUUGGAAUAUGGAUAUAGUGAUGAGCCUGAUCCAGAUGAUUUGGUCAAACUAAACAAGACUGCUGAGGAACCUGACCCUGAUGAUUCAGGAACCCCUUUGGAACAUGGAAGCAGAAGUGGGCCUGAUCCCAUUGAUUCUCGAGGCAAUGGAGUUAUGCAGUCUGAGCCUCAUCCUGAUGACACUAUGAAGAUAUCCAUGGGAAGUUCUAGAAUACAAGUUGAUGAACCUGAUCCUGAUGACCUAGAGCUGCAGAGAAUCCAAGACCCCGUUUCUGUUGUUUGUGCCCAUCUUCAGAAAGCUAUAGAGAUGCUUCAAUCUAAAGUUAGUCCCACAGAGGCUACCACUGUCCUUCAGACUCUGUUCAAGAUCAUUAGGAAUGUGAUUAAACACCCAGAUGAGAUGAAAUUUAGGAGGCUACGGAAGGCUAAUCCCCUAUUCCAUCAUAAUAUCGCGAAUUAUAGAGCUGCAAUGGGAAUUCUUUUCCUGGUGGGCUUCAAUGAGGAUGUUGUAUCAGAUGAAGUUGGGAGGGCAGAGACUAACGUAGCGUUGAAGAGGAAUGAUCUUGGCUUACUGUGGCUCGCCAAGUCUUCAUUAGAAAUGUGUAUUGCCUACUAGCCCUAGUACCUUAGGCUUAAAAUGCUCUCUUUCUUAUUGUCAUUCUUACAUCUGUGUGUGCAUGGAUAUAUGAGUGUGCGUGGAUUGAAGAUAUAGAUGCUAACUGCAAGGUAAGAGCUUGAAGUGGUUAAUUGAGUAUUGUAAACGGUUGUCUUACUGCACUACCCGUAAAUAAAUGUGUCUUUGUUAGUUGUGAUUA
This is a messenger RNA of Macadamia integrifolia, 2999 nucleotides long. RefSeq lists its product as uncharacterized. The record is from RefSeq and is a predicted model, not a curated record. The coding region runs from base 251 to 2800 and encodes 849 amino acids. The transcript has 11 exons. Lineage: Eukaryota; Viridiplantae; Streptophyta; Magnoliopsida; Proteales; Proteaceae.